Molecule: messenger RNA, 1842 nt
Organism: Ananas comosus (pineapple)
Lineage: Eukaryota; Viridiplantae; Streptophyta; Magnoliopsida; Poales; Bromeliaceae
Product: monodehydroascorbate reductase 4, peroxisomal
Exons: 8
Coding region: 193-1611 (472 amino acids)
Cellular component (GO): cytoplasm
Molecular function (GO): oxidoreductase activity, acting on NAD(P)H; flavin adenine dinucleotide binding
Source: RefSeq, a predicted model, not a curated record
AACAGCUUCAAACAAGCUAUGCGUUGAGUGCACCUCAAGCGUCAUACAAAUUCCUUCGUUAGUAUACACUCAUAUCAUAUUUUACCCUAUCCAUUCCGCAUUCUCCGAGACGAGAGAGAGAGAGAGAGAGAGAGAGAGGGAGGGGAGAGAGAGAUAAAAGAGAGGGAGAGAGGGGCGCGAGGGGUUUUUGGGAUGGGAAGAGCCUUCGCGUACGUGAUCCUCGGCGGCGGCGUGGCGGCGGGGUACGCCGCGCUCGAGUUCUCGCGCCGCGGGGUCGCCGCCGGCGAGCUCUGCAUCAUCUCCGACGAAUCCGUUGCUCCAUAUGAACGGCCUGCAUUAAGCAAAGGCUAUUUGCUUCCGGAAGCUCCUGCACGGCUUCCCUUUUUUCAUACUUGUGUGGGUACUAAUGAUGAGAGGUUAACACCAAAAUGGUACAAGGAGCAUGGCAUUGAACUAGUUCUUGGAACAAAGGUAACAUCUGCUGAUGUGAGGCGGAAGACGUUGAUUACAGCGACUGGAGAAACUAUCAGCUAUAAGAUCCUAAUCAUUGCAACAGGUGCUCGGGCUUUGAAACUUGAAGAAUUCGGAGUGAAAGGUUCAGAUGCUGAGAAUGUUUGUUAUCUACGCAAUUUAGAUGAUGCAAAUAGGCUGGUGAAUGUAAUGCAAUCUUGUGCUGGUGGAAAUGCUGUUGUAAUUGGUGGUGGGUACAUUGGUAUGGAAUGUACAGCAGCUCUUGUUACAAAUCGAAUCAAAGUGACCAUGGUCUUCCCUGAGAAACAUUGCAUGUUUCGUCUGUUUACACCAAAAAUUGCCGAGUUUUAUGAGAACUAUUACAAGUCCAAGGGAGUCAACUUUAUAAAAGGAACCGUGCUGUCAUCCUUUGAGAAUGACUCAACUGGGAAGGUGAUGGCAGUGAUCCUAAGAGAUGGGACCCGUCUCCCCACUGACAUGGUUGUGGUGGGCAUUGGAAUCCGUGCAAACACUGCCCUCUUUGAAGGCCAACUUACCCUUGAGAAAGGAGGGAUAAAGGUGAAUGGGCGAAUGCAAACGAGCAAUAGCUCAGUUUAUGCUGUUGGUGACGUGGCAGCUUUCCCAGUAAAGCUCUUCGACAACGACAUCCGCCGUCUUGAACAUGUCGACUCGGCCCGUAAAACCGCCCGACACACCGUGGCCGCGAUAAUGGCCCCGGCAAAAACCACAAACCUCGAUUACUUACCCUUCUUCUACUCGAGAGUCUUCAGUCUCUCUUGGCAAUUCUACGGGGACAAUGUUGGGGAAGUCGUUCACUUUGGGGACUUCUCAAGCGGGAAAUUCGGUUCGUAUUGGGUCGAUAAGGGGAGGGUUGUAGGGGCAUUUCUCGAAGGCGGGGGAAGAGAGGAUUACGAGACGAUCACGAAGGCUGUGAGGAAUAAGGCGGUGGUGAAGGAUUUGGGUGAGUUGGGGAGGAAGGGACUUGAUUUUGCUUUUCUUGAAAGCAAGGAGCGCGGGCCAGAAACUGGGCUUAUUGUGGAAAGGCCGGUUUAUGCUUGGCAGGCAGCAGCAGGUGUCAUCGUAGCUGUUUCAAUUGCAGCUUUUGCUUACUGGUACGGUGGGCGGCGCCGAAGGUGGUGAUUAACAGGGAAAAGGGAUGGGAAAAAAGAGUGCAGGGAUGAAGGCUCGCAAUUUUCGCUGAAAAAGAAAGCUUUAUUACUGUAACCAGUGAACAAAAGUUAAAAACUUACGAUCUAAAAACUUAAGGAUCUGAUAAAAUUGGGGUUGGUUUCUGUAGUAUAUAUACUUCAGAGGAUUCAUCUGUAUGCAAAUCUUUGUUGAAAUGUAUAUCUAUUAAUUUCGUGUGUUCUA